CACCAUAAGCUGUAUCGGACCGAAGCACCGGCAUAAAAUCCCCCCAGCCAUAAUAAAGCUACGAAGCCCGCGCUUCGAACAACUUAUUGUUUCCACGUAACACUAACGACUGCAACAUAGAACCAAUGCACCGCACACUUCGAGGUCAAGAUGUUCACCAGCUUCGGCCCAUCUUCGGCUCAAUAUGAGAAUGUCAUGUUCAAAAACGACAUCGAUCCAAAUUCUAGGCAGAGAGGCGCUAUAAGAGAUGGUAAAGUGGCCAAGACAAGCAGCAACGUUGCUAAACCUAGUAGCCAGGAUGCUCGAGACCAUUUGACCAUUAAUACGGCUAUUUUUGCGCCUUUAGAGGGAAACUAUCUCCACUGGUCGCUCGCCGUUCGCGAUUGCGACGCUCCGGAGGCAGACGCUUGGCAUAUCUGGGAGGUUGCCCAAGAGCAACCCUUCGCGCCAUAUAAGGCAAAUUAUAUCCGCGCUGAUCCAACCCGCGAGACAAGGUUUCGACACUUGGUCAGAAUGGGCGCUGUGCCUCGUGGUCGCCUGGAUGAGAUCCAAGCCGCUGUCCGGGCUGCCGACGCCGCGGAGGAAGAGCGGGCCGCCCAGUGGAAUUGUCAGGAUUACGUCUUCGACGUGUGGGAGAACAUCUGGAGAUAUGGACUCGUUACCGAAGAGACGCAUUAUGCCGCGCGAGAUGAGCUGCUCGACUACUAUGGUCCGGGCGCUAGUGGGCCUGGAGAGGACGAAAAUGAGAACGAGGCCGAAGAAGAAGCUGAAAAGCCCCGUCGGAUUUUAUCGGAGGAGUUUGUCUAUGAUUCGGACGAAUAAACACUGAUUCAUACCUACUUAGGGGCUAAAGCUAUGGGGGCUUUAGCGUAUUGUUAUACGAAGUAGUAAAUAAAUAUUUAAUUAACGUGGUUCAUCAGUACCCG
Molecule: messenger RNA, 926 nt
Organism: Daldinia loculata
Lineage: Eukaryota; Fungi; Ascomycota; Sordariomycetes; Xylariales; Hypoxylaceae
Exons: 1
Coding region: 151-822 (223 amino acids)
Source: RefSeq, a predicted model, not a curated record